AUGGAGAAAAUCAACACCGGGGAUGGACAACUUUUCAUAAAGAAUGUUGCUAGCUACGUUCGUACCCACGAGAAGGCCCUCGCCAAUGCACUACAGCUCCGUCGUCAACCCACCAAAAAUGCCAUUCCCCAAUCACCCAGUGUUCCUUUGACCCCUGGUAGCUCUUUCGCCUCGACCUCGUCAACCCUAGCCGCGGCCUUUUCAUCCGCAGCAUUAAAAUUCAUGUCGCAGAACGCUAAAACCGCCAAACUGACAUUGACCCCUCACCACCUUUUCUACCUUCUCUCCCGUUUUGAAGAAUUGACCAUUGCCGUUGGCCCUAUGAACAUCAGGUUGGAGAAUAUUCACACCGAGGUUUCGCAAUCCUAUGUUUCAUUCCUGAACAAGCCCCCACAGUCCCGGGGUGAUCGGGCUUCCAUCCAUUCGGUGUCCAGUGUUCGUAGUGUGAUGUCUGGUAUGACCGACCUCUGGUCAUCUUUCCGCCUCGGAUCCAAGGAUACCCCAACCAAAUCGGACAGGGCCAAGGCCGCCUUGGAAGCGGACCUGAAAUACUUAUAUUCUGCCUUUACCAAGAUCCCGUGUCUUCGUCUUGCCCGGACCACCAACUUGAGCGCUUUAGAGAUUAUUGAUCUAGACUACCGUUCUUUCUAUGGUUGGGACAGAUUGUCUGAGCAACUACGCACCUUGACCAUCAAGAGAGCCCACUUGGAUGAUCCGGCCGAUCUUUUAACGAGAAUUGUGUUGGACGACAUUGAUAAACGCCGCCGACGGUCUGCUAAGUCGCAGCAGUCGCCUUCACUGGGAUGGACCAGUUCCAGCAGUCAGCCGCUUCACACUCCCGACCAGGCCAACUCCCUCUCAGCCCCUGGGUCUCCUAUUGCGGACACAGCAUUCGGAACCAGCACUAGCCCCAGAUCUGCCCCGAUGCUCCGAGGUGGCUCAGAAGGCGCCAAAAUUCGCGCCAGGGCCGGAAGUGUCUCUCCGACUCGGCCAGUGACGAAGCACGGCCACCGUCGAGGCCAGUCUCGGCAAAUUCGCCGCACGGGCUCCGCAAGCUCUGAAUCAAGCGAGACCUCCACCAGCCAUCGGAAUGGAAGCUCCACAAACCUUCUCGCAGACGUCCUCUCUCCUUCAAAAUGGCGAUUCCUGCGACACCUGGGCCUUCCGGAGAACUCCCUGACAUCUGUCUCUGCUACUAGCCUCGCCCCUGUAGCCAACAGUCUCAACUCGCUCGAUCUGUCCUCCAACCUCUUGACGGAGAUUCCCGACGGUGUGGCGUCACUGGUGGCAUUGAGAGCCCUCAACUUGUCGCAUUGCAUGAUUGAGUCGCUUCACUCACUCGCCCGGAAUCCUCUUCCCGCUAUCACCGUCCUCACCCUCCGCGGAAAUCGCCUUCGUUCGCUCGCAGGUAUCGAGCGGUUGCUCUCUUUAGAAAGAUUGGAUCUUCGUGACAACAACCUCACGGACCCGACGGAGAUUGCACGGCUGACCAGUCUUCCUGAAAUACGGGAGAUCUGGGUAUCUGGCAAUCCGUUCAUCAAGACCCACUCUGGAUAUCGAGUUGUGAUCAUGAACCUCUUCCGCCGAACGCCUGGUUAUUCCGAGGACAUCAUAAUUGACGGUAGAGGUCCGGGAUACACCGAGAGGAAGCAACUUGUUGAGCGAGUGGCAGAGCCUCAAGCUGCACCGGUUGUACGCUCCAGCCCGGCAGAUGAAUCAACGGUUGUGCAGAAGUCUACUAUCUCGAAAGUCCCCCAUGACCUUGCAAUUUCCAAGCCUCAAGAGGGUGAGGGAGAUUUGCACAUUAAUGGCACGCAGCUGAAGGAAAGUGACGGGGGAACCAACCGUCGCAAAAAGCUUCAACGACGCAGGAUAGUGGAUAUCUCGGUGGACAACCCAUUUACCACCGAUGGUUUAGACAACACCGGAAGCAAGCCUCUUCCGGCUCUUCCCGUUCAGCAAAUUCAACCGCCAGUUGACCAUCCGAUUGUUGUCCCUGUUGAUCAGCCGUGGAGGCUGGACAGCGCCGCGCAAUCUGGGUCAUCAAGCAUCCAAAGCCCCGAAAAACCUAUGCAUUCGCCGAGUCCUCCUCUCGUACAGGCGUUGCAGGGCAAGGACCGGACGAUGGAUGAAGAGUUCUGCCGCCAGCAGCUGGAAGUCCUUCGCCAGGACGUGGGCCAUAACUGGCUAACUGUCCUCGGCGAGAAUGACUGGGAUAACUCCCAUAAGGACUUCGCUCACAGCUCUGGUGCAGGCUUAGACCAUUCCGCUCAUAUUUCCACACCUCCAAUCACCCGCUCGAACACACAGGCGAUCCUGAGCGGACAUGCGAUUAGCGGAUAA
This is a messenger RNA of Penicillium mononematosum, 2343 nucleotides long. Its product is annotated as leucine-rich repeat domain-containing protein. The record is from RefSeq and is a predicted model, not a curated record. Gene Ontology annotation, cellular component: cytoplasm. Lineage: Eukaryota; Fungi; Ascomycota; Eurotiomycetes; Eurotiales; Aspergillaceae. Gene Ontology annotation, molecular function: protein kinase binding. The coding region runs from base 1 to 2343 and encodes 780 amino acids. The transcript has 3 exons.